CACUCUCUUUAGGAUCGGGUUACGCUACGCCCAGUGUUUAUUAAGCCCGAGACAGUGCGCCGUUAGCCGCGGGACAACGGAUGGUCGCUUUGGACACCAUCAGCCGGAGAACCACGGCUCCAUGCCUUGAAAAAAAGGAUAAAGUGUGAAAAACCCUAUCGAUGGGGAGAAAUCCCAUCCCUCCGGAGGUCUAAAAAUGAUUGAAACAAUGGACACACAGCGCGCCUUACAGGCGGUGGAGCGUCUCCAGGCCAAACUGAAGGAGCGGGGGGAGGUGCCCACUGAGGAGAAGCUCAGUCUGCUCAGGUCGGUGCUACAGAGCCCCCUCUUCCACCAGAUCCUGGCCUUGCAGAAGACCGUGCAGCAGGUUAAAGACCAGGGGAGUGUCUCUCCAGCCUUGCGUGGCGGGAGUGACCUCAGAGAUCACGUGACGACAAUACAACAACAAAACGGCAGCUACGGUUCUCACUCGGACAUUUCCACAGCGGUGCCUACCGUCAAGACACCAUGCCAGGAAUUCAAUCAGAUUAUUCAAACCAUGGCACAAGGGCGCUACGUGGCUCACGUGGACUUAAACAAGCCCGUUUCGGGAGCUGGUUUGGGAUUCAGCGUGGUGGGUCUGAAGAGCGAGAACCGUGGCGAGCUGGGCAUCUUUAUACAGGAGAUUCAAGCGGGGAGUGUUGCUCAUUGCGAUGGCAAGUUAAAAGAAGCCGACCAAAUUCUGGCCAUCAACGGCCAGCCCCUGGACCAGACGGUGACCCACCAGCAGGCCAUCGGCAUCCUGCAGAAGGCGACAGAGAGGGUGCAGCUCAUUGUGGCCCGAGGACCCAUACCUCAACUGUGGCAACAUGUCGAAACCAUAGAGCUGGUCAAUGAUGGGACUGGCCUGGGAUUUGGUAUCGUGGGAGGAAAGACGACUGGUGUUAUUGUGAAGACUAUCCUUCCUGGAGGAAUCGCGGACCAGGAUGGCCGCCUACGGAGCGGAGACCACAUCCUAAGAAUCGGCGAAACUGACCUUUACGGCAUGGGCAGCGAGCAGGUGGCGCAGGUCCUGAGGCAGUGCGGCAACAGAGUGAAGCUGGUCAUCACCAGGGGUCACGUGGACGUAGACAAUCCCUCCGUGUCCGCCUCCACGCCAGUGACGGACCAACAGGAGGAGAAGCAGGUGGUGGAUGAGGGCUAUGAGGACGAAGGGACCGAAGCAUUUGAUGUCAGCCUCACUAAAAACAACCAAGGACUGGGAAUCACGAUUGCCGGUUAUGUUGGGGAUAAAAAUUCAGAGCCAUCUGGGAUUUUUGUCAAGAGCAUCACCAAGGACAGCGCCGUGGAUCAAGAUGGACGGAUUCAUGUGGGAGAUCAAAUAGUGGCUGUGGACGGCGUCAACAUCCAGGGCUACACCAAUCAACAAGCGGUGGAAGUCCUGCGUCACACGGGCCAGGCCGUCCACCUCAAGCUGAUCCGCCGGGGCUUCCGGCCUGAGGAGAUCCCCCCGGCUGUGGCCCCCGUUGUCACCGUCAUGCCGUCACCGUUGGCUGCCGCUGCCUUACUCGACCAGGAAGUGAUAGAGAGGCAGAAGGAAGCAGAACAGGAUGAAAAGCAGACAAUGAGCCAAGGACCUGCUGCUGUAGAUCAGCUGACAGAGGACAGACAAGGGACAAUGCUGACACGUCAUGAAGAGGAGGAACUUGUGAAAAAGUGGCAGGGGAUUCUGGGGGAAAACAAUGAAGUUGUCGUGGCUCAGGUGGAGAAGUUCAGCGAAAGCAGUGGUCUGGGAAUCAGCCUGGAAGCCAGCAGCGGCCAUCACUACAUCCGCUCUGUUUUGCCCGAGGGCCCCGUUGGCCGCUGUGGGACGCUUUUCAGUGGGGACGAACUGGUGGAGGUGAAUGGUAUUUCCCUGAUUGGCGAGACUCACAAGGAGGUGGUCCGGAUCUUGAAGGAGCUUCCCCUCUGUGUGUACAUGACCUGCUGUAGACCCACCCCCCACCACAAGGACGAUUCUUCCAAAGAUGAAGAGUCAGAAAUGUUAUCUGCCAGCUUGAAAUUAAAGAAACCAAACGAUUUAACAAGCGUGCCGCAGUUGGAGGUCGAUACGGCAUUGAAGACAGAAGAGGUGACAGCGGACAAUGCAAACACCGAGACGAUCGGCUCUCCGCUAGCCAUGUGGGAGCUGGAGAUCCAGAAUAUUGAGUUAGAAAAAGGACCUGGAGGACUCGGCUUCAGCAUUCUGGACUACCAGGACCCGUUGGAUCCAGCUAAAACGGUCAUCGUAAUCCGCUCCCUGGUCCCUGAUGGUGUGGCCGAGCAGGAUGGCCGCCUAUUACCGGGCGACCGCCUAAUGUACGUAGACGACACCGACCUAGAAGAUGCCAGCCUGGAGGAUGCUGUCCAAGCACUGAAGGGGGCCAAGCUGGGCAUGGUGCAGAUCGGAGUGUCCAAGCCUUUGCCCGGGAUAAGUGGGAAUUCCUACUCACCAAAGCUAGUAACGUCAUUUGACCUCCGAGAUUCAGACGAUGAAGGGGAGCUGACCGGCGCCGUCCUUUUCCGAGCAGAGCCGGCAUUGGUCGACACUGGUGACGUGGACGAUAAGAUGCUGGAGCGCACAUUUUACGCCGAAGAGGAUACCUUUGAGGUGUCCAUGAUGGCUCUUCACGGUAGUAGCGCUGAUCUGGAUUACCUGAACUCAUCCACACCCAAGUUGACUGCCUCGAAUCGCCUCAACUAUGAACCAUCGUCCCCGACUAUACUAUAUGAUGCUGAUAAGUUCCUGUCAGCCACAAAGGAAACAAUGGAGCCUUCCGACUCCUACAGCCUGUUUAAUGACCUGGAAAGCAGACCUCCUGAAGUCCAGUCAGAAGAGAUGGUUCAGUCCACGCUCACAUUUGUGGACAAGGAGGAGGAAAUCAGAGGAUGUGCAGACGCAGAUGAUGCAGAGGAAGCGCCAAUGUCGGGAAGCAGCUUUGAAAGGACCAUCACGGUUGUCAAGGGCAACUCUAGUCUUGGGAUGACAGUAAGCGCCAUGAAAGAUGGCCUCGGUAUGCUGAUCCGCAGCAUCAUCCACGGCGGCUCCAUCAGCCGCGACGGGCGCCUCGGGGUGGGUGACCUCAUCCUCUCCAUCAACGGGGAGCCCACCGCCAACAUGACCAACGCUCAGGCCCGAGCCAUGCUUCGACGGCACUCCCUCAUUGGGCCAGACAUCGGAUCGGCACCUGAGGAUGAUCUGUGCCCGUUUUAUGUCAUCACGUACGUCCCUGCCGAGUAUCUGGACGAGUACAAGAACAGCCUGGAGCAAACCACAGACAACGUCUUCUCUGAACCACCGCCGCCGGCAGUCUCGGCUCCAAGGGAUGUUCCUAACCUUCCAGAGCGGGAAGAUGGCGAGGGGGAGGAAAGCGUGACUUAUAGCAACUGGAACCAACCUCGACUUGUGGAGCUCUUCAGGCAGCCCGGCAAGUCUCUGGGCAUCAGCAUUGUCGGGGGACGAGGGAUGGGCAGCCGCCUUAGCAACGGCGAGGUGAUGAGGGGCAUUUUUAUCAAGCAUGUCCUGGAGGACAGUCCUGCUGGACACAACGGCACCUUGAAAACUGGGGACAGAAUUGUCGAGGUGGACGGCGUAGACUUGAGAGAUGCCAGUCAUGAGGAGGCAGUGGAGGCCAUACGCAAGGCAGGGAACCCUGUGUCAUUCUUGGUGCAGAGUAUCGUCCAUAAGCCCAGAUGUGCAUCAACGGCGGCGGUAGAGUCCAGCGAGGACAAUGUUGCAUCUGUAACCAAGGACAAAAAGGACAAGGAGGCUGACAGUCACAGUAGACUUGUCCUCCGCCUCUCCCCAACUAACCCUUUUACUCCUACCCCGUUUAAGGUGAAGAAGUGUGAUACAAAAGAUUUCCUCAGCAGCAGCAGCGGUGUCCUCGACCUCCCGGUAGUGCCGCAUGUCGGGGAGACGGACACCGACAUGUUGACGGAGAUUCCGGACUGGCUUUUGGAAGAUGCUGAGAAGGGGAAUGAUGAGGAAGAAGAAGAGGAAGUGGAUGAGUUUGGAUACAGCUGGAAGAAUGUCAUCCAGCGCUACGGCAGCCUACCAGGCGUCCUGCACAUGAUUGAGCUGGAGAAGGGCAAAACAGGUCUGGGCCUCAGCCUGGCGGGCAACAGGGACCGCUCCCGUAUGAGUGUGUUUGUGGUGGGAAUCGACCCGGCGGGAGCGGCCGGGACGGACGGACGCAUGCUUGUCGGGGAUGAGCUACUGGAGAUCAAUGGAGAGGUCCUGUAUGGCCGCAGUCACCAGAACGCAUCAUCCAUUAUCAAAAGUGCCCCAUCUAGGGUUAAAGUCAUCUUUAUCAGGAACACAGAGGCACUAGGGCAGAUGGCGGUGGGCCCGGUGAAAGAAGCCGAGGGAGAUGCAAUGGAGCCCCAGGUGGAGCCAGAAACUGCUGCCAAUGGCAAUGUGGAUGGCGCCGUGACGCUAAAGGAGGAAGAUGAAGAGACCACAGAGGUGAACGUGCAUGAAGAAUACAGUGUUCAGUACAGUGAAGUAUACACAGGAGGCACUGUGAAUGGAGAAACAGAGCUUGGCUCCAAUGUGGAAAUGCUUCAAAACAACCCAGAUGAAGGCCUAUGCAGCAUGAUUUCCGGUAGUCAACAGGAAACGGCAAGGAGUAAUAGCUGCUCAUCGGUUCAAAACCAUCCAGACGAAGGCCUCGCCAGCCAUUCCAGUACGCCUUGUCAACUGGAAACACCCACAAGUGAUAGCCAUUUAUGGCUUCAAAACAACCCAGAAGAAGGCCUCGCCGGUUUAUCCAGCGUCCUCUGUCAACUGGAAACGACUACAAGUGGGUCAGCUUUCCUGCUUCAGGGUCAUAGCCACUCAUCGAUUCAAAACAACCCAGAAGAAGGCCACUCCAGCCUAUCCAGCGUCAACCUUUGUCAACUGGAAACAACCACAGGUCAAAGCCGUUCAUCAACUCCUUCUACACUCGCCUCUGACCCAGCAACAUGCCCCAUCAUCCCAGGCUGCGAAACCACCAUCGACAUUUCCAAAGGGCGGACAGGCUUGGGUCUCAGCAUCGUAGGGGGAUGCGACACCCUGCUGGGGGCCAUUAUCAUCCAUGAGGUGUAUGAAGAAGGUGCAGCCUCCAAGGACGGCAGGCUUUGGGCCGGAGACCAAAUCCUAGAGGUCAACGGCAUCGACCUUCGCGCGGCGAGCCAUGACGACGCCAUCAACGUGCUGCGCCAGACCCCACAAAGGGUCCGGCUGAGUGUGUACAGGGACGAGGCCCAGUACAAAGAGGAGGACUUGUGGGACUCGUUCACCGUUGAGCUGGACAAGAAGCCCGGACAAGGACUGGGACUUAGCAUCGUUGGGAGGAGAUCACGGGACCAAAGGAACGAUACGGGGGUCUUUGUCUCUGACAUUGUCAAAGGAGGUUUGGCGGAAACAGACGGUCGACUCAUGCAAGGUGACCAGAUCUUGACGGUCAACGGCGAAGAUGUCCGCUGCGCCACCCAAGAGGCUGUUGCCGCUCUUCUUAAGUGCUGUGUCGGCUCUCUGAAGAUGGACGUUGGGAGGUUUAAAGCCGGACCCUUCCACUCAGAACGAAGGCUGUCUCAAAGUAGCCAGAUAAGUGAACCAAGCUGCUCCAAGGUGACCUUGGACUCAGGAAAUGACCCAGACAAACGUAGCGGCAGUCAAGAGGAGCAUGAGGAUGACAUGAGAAUGGUGGAGUUCACCAAAGGCCCCAGCGACUCCCUGGGGAUCAGUAUCGCAGGCGGCAUAGGCAGCCCCCUGGGCGACAUACCCAUCUUCAUCGCCAUGAUGAACCCUGUCGGCCUGGCGGCGCAGACCCAAAAACUGAAGGUCGGGGACCGAAUCGUCAGUAUCAGUGGAACCUCUACUGAGGGCAUGAGCCACUCGCAAGCAGUCACACUCCUCAAGAACGCCACAGGGACAAUAAAGCUGCAGGUGGUGGCAGGUGGCGAUAACACUGUGACAGGUCCAGCUCAGGAUCAAGUGGCCGGGGGCCUCACAGCUAGCUGCAUCUUUCAGGAUGACCUCAGCCCACCUCAAUACAAGACCAUCAUUCUGGAGAGAGGACCCGACGGGCUGGGAUUCAGUAUCGUCGGAGGCUACGGCAGCCCCCACGGGGACCUGCCCAUUUACGUGAAGACCGUUUUUGGAAAGGGGGCAGCAGCAGAGGAUGGCCGUCUGAAGCGUGGAGACCAGAUUAUGGCCGUGAACGGGCAAGCACUAGAGGGUGUCACACACGAGGAAGCCGUGGGUAUCCUGAAGAGGACCAAAGGAAGGGUCACGCUCACCGUGCUGUCGUAGUAUUGACAUUCCGCUUAAGUAUUUCCUUGAUGUUAACUGUGAAAUUACUUUUUUUUUUUGAUUAUUUUGGCAUAAAUUGUAUAAACUGAUGACAGAGCGCUGGAGGCCACAAGCCAAUUAGGGAGAUAUUAACUACAAAUGAUUUAUGUAUCAGUGUUAGACCCCAUUCUUACCCAAGUAUUAAUGCAUAAAUGUAAAAGCAGAGUUAUAGAUGGCACGAUAAAAUUAGUAUUUCUUCCUACCUUUGUAUGUGAUGCAAGAACUGUCCGAGCGACAGAAUUGAAUUUAUUCAUGCUGAAUUUGAAUUAAAAAGUGACCUUUUUGAAUUAA
Messenger RNA from Doryrhamphus excisus (bluestripe pipefish), 6649 nucleotides. Lineage: Eukaryota; Metazoa; Chordata; Actinopteri; Syngnathiformes; Syngnathidae. The record is from RefSeq and is a predicted model, not a curated record.